GGCGCAGGGGGCUGGUCCUCGGACACUGAAAGCUACUUAAGAAGGAGAAGCCCCCGAGAGGGCUAAACAACCACCCGAAACCUCGGAAGCGUCGCGGGCGCCGAGCCCACCGCGUCUAGGUGCCCCCGCCCGGGACCCGCGAGGCGCCGCUUCCCAGCGAGGGGCGGUGCCCGGCUCCCCACGAGGUAUCAGGGACAAACGUCCACCUGGUCCUUGGGGUUUGACGCCGCCUUCGGCCACGCUCGGCUCUUGGGAACUCGAAGCCGACAGGCAGGGACGCGAGUCCCGGCCUUAGGGGCGCCGGUUCAGGGUCGGUGUGCGCGCAGAGGGGCUUGUCUUGGCUUGGGGUCCCUGGGUAACACUGGCCCAAGCUUUUCGCUCCCCCCCCCGCCCCCCGGCAAGCCUAGAGCCGCAAUAGUGCCCGCCCCAGAAAGCCUGCGGCGAGAGCUCCACCCGGGCCGGGAGGGGGUUUGGAGAACUGACCCGCCGCGCGCUGUGGCCUGGGAUGGCUCUGCGGCCGCCAGGCGAGGCCGGCCCCCGGGACAAGGUGUGCUACCUGCCCGAGAGGCUCCAGAGCAGCCCCCAGCACCUGGCCGCCUACUACACGCCUUGCCCGCCCUAUGGCCACUACGGGAACACCCUCACCGCUACGGAGGAGGAUUUCCAGCCUUUCCGGCAGCUGGAGGCCACCGUGUCUGCGGCCCAGGCUAUGACCUCCAUCGCCUUCCGGACGGCGCCUCCCUUGCUGAGCCCCGGCCUGGCCCUACAGAGGGAGCCGCUCUACGAUCUGCCCUGGUACAGCAAGCUGACGCCGUGGUACCCAAUGCCCCACCUCCCCAUGGAGGUGCCGCACUUUCUGAACAGCAGCCGCGAGUACACAGGCGCCGCCAGUGAAGACUUGGGCCGCAUCGGUGGCCGCAGGGACAGUAGCCAGUGUUGUGGACCUGAAGUUUUAAUUCCGCCGCCCCCUGUGGAUGCUUCCGUGUUACCUGAGGGGCUGAAGACCUCCCAGGUAUUAGCUUGCUCGCCCAGCAAGCGGUCUGAGAAUGGCCCCAAACUCCUGAACCAAGAGGAGAAGUCUCGGCCUUACCACUUUACCCAGGAGGACCUGUACUUAGUUCUGUAUGGGGUCAUUCCCAGCCUGGAGCACUCAGCGCGCUUGCACCAUGCGAUUUCGGGGCUCCUGGUACCCACAGACAGCUCUGGGUCUGAUACUCUUCCUCAAACUCUGGAUAAAGACUCCCUUCAGCUACCAGAAGGUCUCUGCCUCAGGCAGACCAUGUUUGGUGAAGUCUCACAUUUUGGUGUGUUCUGCAGUAGCCUCAUCGCCAAAGGAGUCAGAUUUGGGCCCUUUCAAGGUAAAGUGGUCAACGCCAGUGAAGUCAAGACCUAUGGAGACAAUUCUCUGAUGUGGGAGAUCUUUGAAGAUGGUCAUUUGAGCCACUUUAUAGACGGGAAAGGAGGCGCAGGGAACUGGAUGUCCUAUGUCAACUGCGCCCGGUUCCCCAAGGAGCAGAACCUCGUUGCAGUGCAAUGCCAAGGGCAGAUCUUUUAUGAGAGCUGCAAGGAGAUCUACCAGAACCAAGAGCUCCUUGUGUGGUACGGAGAUUGCUAUGAGAAGUUUCUGGACAUUCCUGUGAGCCUUCAGGUCACAGAGAAGGGGAAGCAGGCAUCUGGGCCCUCGGAAGAGUCUGCAGAAGGUUACAGAUGUGAAAGAUGUGGAAAAGUAUUUACCUACAAAUAUUACAGAGAUAAGCAUCUCAAGUACACCCCCUGUGUGGACAAGGGUGACAGGAAAUUUCCCUGCUCUCUCUGCAAACGAUCCUUUGAGAAGCGGGACCGCCUCCGGAUCCAUAUCCUUCACGUUCACGAGAAGCACCGGCCUCAUAAGUGUUCUACAUGUGGGAAAUGUUUCUCUCAGUCUUCCAGCCUAAACAAGCACAUGAGAGUCCACUCCGGAGACAGACCCUACCAGUGUGUAUACUGCACGAAGAAGUUUACUGCCUCCAGCAUACUCCGCACACACAUCAGGCAGCACUCCGGGGAGAAGCCCUUCAAAUGCAAGUUCUGUGGUAAAUCUUUUGCGUCCCAUGCUGCCCACGACAGCCAUGUCCGUCGUUCACACAAGGACGAUGAGGGCUGUUCCUGUAGCAUCUGUGGAAAAACCUUCCCGGAUCAAGAAGCCUUCUACUCCCACAUGAAGUUUCAUGAAGACUACUAACCCUCAGAGAACUAAGGACUUGGAUUCUGUCUUUAUAGUUCUUGUUUACGGGUGUGUCAUAUGAAUGAAUGAUAGUUAUACUGAGAUGAGACAAGAAAAAUGGAACUGACCGAUUAGCUGCAUUAAUUGGAUUUAUUGACUGUGAUUUUAACAGCUUUCACAGAAUUGUUUUUCACAAUUUCUAACAAAAAUGGAAUUUUGGUGAAUUUACCUAGAAAUAAUGAAAGCUGCCUAUAUUAGUAGUGCUUAAGGGUCUGGAAACUCAACAUCAGCCAUGAGAGAGACUAUAUUUCAUUUCAGGGAUUGGGAGUAGAGUCUUUAAUUUCAUGAUGAAAAGGAGGCCUUUUCUCUGUUUGCCUUGGACCUCCCAAUUGUAAUAUGUCUGUGACCAUCACCUGUUAUAUUUCUUCAUAGAAUAAAUUCUUUAAAAAUUCA
Diceros bicornis minor is the source of this 2656-nucleotide messenger RNA. RefSeq names its product PR/SET domain 14 (gene PRDM14). Gene Ontology annotation, molecular function: RNA polymerase II transcription regulatory region sequence-specific DNA binding; protein binding. The transcript has 8 exons. Gene Ontology annotation, cellular component: nucleus. Bases 506 to 2221 code for a protein of 571 amino acids. Gene Ontology annotation, biological process: regulation of transcription by RNA polymerase II. NCBI's taxonomy places the organism in Eukaryota, Metazoa, Chordata, Mammalia, Perissodactyla, Rhinocerotidae. The record is from RefSeq and is a predicted model, not a curated record.